Molecule: messenger RNA, 741 nt
Organism: Ficedula albicollis (Collared flycatcher)
Lineage: Eukaryota; Metazoa; Chordata; Aves; Passeriformes; Muscicapidae
Product: 2-oxoglutarate receptor 1-like
Exons: 1
Biological process (GO): G protein-coupled receptor signaling pathway
Cellular component (GO): plasma membrane
Molecular function (GO): G protein-coupled receptor activity
Source: RefSeq, a predicted model, not a curated record
AUGCUCUGUGUGGAAGUUGGUCUGAAGGCUUUGAACCUCCACAUUAGGCAUAACACGAUCUUCCCAGGAAGUUCCACUAUCACUUGUGUUCACAGCUUCAAGAUAAGGCCUUGAAAGAGCAGCACCAUAACCAGGCUGAGCCUGGCACCCACAGACCUGCUCUACCUCACUGGCCUUCCCUUCCUGAUGCUCUGGGCUGCUGGGGAACACUUGAUUUUUGGUGAAUUCAUGUGCAAAUUCAUCUGUUUCCACUUCAAAUUAUACAGCAGCAUCCUCUUCCUCCCCUGCUUCAGUGCCUUCUGCUACAUGAUGAUGGUUCACACCAUGAAGUUCUUCCACAUCCAGAGGAAGCAGUGGACAGUGGUGGCUUGCACAACUGUUUGGUUGAUGUCACUGGAAGCUGCCAAUUUCUUGCUCUCAUCAAAAGGGACACAAAACAGAAGGUUCUCAUGCCUUAACCUUAUCAGCUCUGAAAACCUGGGCACAAUCAGGUGGCUGCUGGCCAGCCUGGCCUUCUUCUUGCCCUUGCUGACAGUGACUCUGUGCUAUGUGCUCAUCAUUUGCACCUUGGCCACUGGCCCCACACAACAAAAGCUUGCCACAAACAAAAGGCCCUAUCUUGCUGUUGUCCUCUUGGUGGUCUUCUAUGUGUGCUUCUUACCCUUUCAUAUCUUUUGGGUGGCUCUAUUGCCUAAGAUCAGAAGAAAAACUUUCCAAACAAUAUUCGAACUGAUAACAUAA